UUUUAUUAAAAUCUUAUGUAGAUGUAUAGAAACAUUCAAAUAUGUGUGCGUGAUGGCGUUCAUUUUUCUAAUAAAUAUUUAAUGUGAUGAAAAAUAGUACUUAGUUGGAAAGUGUCGCAUCACGAUUAAUGACGUGGAUGUAGGUUAGGUUAUGCCCCUCGUUAUAAUUCUUGUUAUAAUUCAAGAAUCUUGUUGAAGCAUUGUAAUAAAAAUAAUUUAAAAGUCCAACAUUAUACGGUUAUAAUGUUUGAGAUUACAGAUACACAAAAAAUUGGAGUGGGCCUAGCUGGAUUUGGAAUAUCUUUCCUUUUUCUUGGAGUUUUACUGCUUUUUGACAAAGGUCUUCUUGCUAUUGGAAAUAUCCUGUUUAUAUCUGGAUUAGCAUGUGUUAUUGGACCAAGGAGAACUCUAAACUUCUUUUUUCAGAAACAUAAGAUAAAAGCUAGUAUCUCAUUUCUAGGAGGUAUUAUUGUAGUCCUUAUGGGUUGGCCUAUUGUAGGCAUGAUCUUAGAAACAUAUGGUUUUGUAUUAUUAUUCAGUGGUUUUCUACCAGUAGCAAUAAACUUUUUACGGAGAGUACCUCUUUUGGGUACCAUUUUAAAUAUGCCAGGUUUAAGUCGAAUUCUUGAUAUGAUAGCAGGGGAUUCGAAUAGAACGACUGUAUGAUACCGUUCUUAAUACCGUCGCUCAAACACUGUAUAUAAGAUCUAUUUUAUAUUAUGUCCCAAGUUUUUCUGUCAUUCCUCUUUAGGAUUCCAUAGAUCUCUUUUUGUAUUGUGUAAAUAUCAAGCAUAACCAUCAAAGUUCAAUUGCAUCUCAGUCAUUCAUUUUAAGAAUAGUCUUAUAUAAAAUAAUAUAUAAAUCAUUUUCAUAUAAAUUAAUGUAUUAUUGUAAUGUGUGUAAGUGUUGUUAAAAUCGUUGGAAAAAUUCAAAUUCAGGAGUAGUUUCAUUUAAAAUCUGAGUAAAGUAUGUCUUUUCACUUAAAACUACUUAAUUUGCUGUAUCAGCAGGUUAAUCAAUAAAAUCUUGUACUUUUCAUUUGAAUCGCUUGUAAGGAUACAGUUCAUUUAAUGAAACGUCCGAAAUGAUGAACGUCUAAUGAAUGUGCAUUGAAAUACAAUUUUACUACUAUAAAAAUGUGUAUAAUUUUAUCAUUUCUAUUUGCCUCAUGAAAAUAAAACUAAAAUAUUAUGAAAUAAAGUUUGGGAUUCAAGAAAAAUACGAUAAAUGAAUUUUAUAUCAGUUUUAUUGAUUUUGUCGUCUUUUUUGCAUACAUCCUAACAUGAACAUAUUGGAUGCACGCACUCAAAAGUAACGCUUCUCAUUAUCUUACACGUAGUUGUUUGAAGUGCGAAAUUAAAUUACUGUUCACUGAAACUCGACGAACUUCAUGGAUAUCAUUAAUAUGAUCAAUUAUUAAUUAUCUACAACGGGCCGAGAAUAAGGGCGGGGGGCGGCCCAAGUCUACGCGCCCCGCCAUCGCCGUAAUGAUAUUUCGUCGCGCGUCCUUCUCGUUCAAUUGUAUACUUCGGUUUUUAUUUUCUUUUUAAUUUUUUUUCUUUAUUGUUUAGGUAAUUACUUUCACUACUUUAUGUCCCGACCAUCGUCUACAUAAUCACAUGUAUCAAACAUUUCAUAUCCAUUAUGUAGGUAAUUACACGCCCUUGAUUCCUUAGAUAUAUUAUAAAUAUAUCUUCCUCUUUGUUUCUCACAAAAAUGGAAUAUGAAAAUAGCACAUGUGUACCCUUGCAAGAAAAUACUGAAUUCGGCAAUAAAUUAAGCGAAUU
Messenger RNA from Osmia bicornis bicornis, 1787 nucleotides. RefSeq names its product vesicle transport protein GOT1B. Gene Ontology annotation, biological process: retrograde transport, endosome to Golgi; endoplasmic reticulum to Golgi vesicle-mediated transport. The record is from RefSeq and is a predicted model, not a curated record. Gene Ontology annotation, cellular component: endoplasmic reticulum; membrane. The transcript is spliced from 5 exons. NCBI's taxonomy places the organism in Eukaryota, Metazoa, Arthropoda, Insecta, Hymenoptera, Megachilidae. Bases 244 to 666 code for a protein of 140 amino acids.